Molecule: messenger RNA, 1727 nt
Organism: Desarmillaria tabescens
Lineage: Eukaryota; Fungi; Basidiomycota; Agaricomycetes; Agaricales; Physalacriaceae
Exons: 6
Coding region: 232-1581 (449 amino acids)
Source: RefSeq, a predicted model, not a curated record
AGCAUCUAUCAUACGGCCGAUGUUUCAGAAUGUCCUUGUAGUGUUUCAAGAUCUUUGCUCCUCACGCCGUCACUUGAGCAGUUCUGAGUCAAAGCAGGGCAGCCAACAGCUGAUACCAUCCUUUCUUUACCACCACCUUAAAGAGGGUCUACCACGCCUUGCAAUUGCCCUCACUGUACGGCUAUAUCAGAGCAACUACAGCUCAUGAAUUAGCCGCAUUUAGCCGCAGUCAUGACUAUGCUUCUUACAGAACCCUAUCGAAUUGUCUCCGUGGACCCCCUGGCCAUGAAGACGACUUUCACAUUCCCCAGUGACUUUCAUGAACAUCGGUACCCGCAGAAAGGCUUCACCUCCUCCUUAGGAUGGACCUUCUUCGUUCGCUCCUCCGGAACUGCGGAUGACCAACGAGAAAUAAAAGUGGACUUUGGCUAUAUCACACCAGACAGUGCCGACUUCCAAGGCUAUGCCCUAUCCAUUUCUGGGAAAAUGGCUGUAUCUCCGACACGCGCAUACUGCCUGGGUCCCACCACGGUGGCGACUCCCCGACCCAAAAUGUUCGUUGCCGCCAGGAUAGAUCCUAGGAAAAUGCUCGUCAGACCGGAUGCCAAUUUGGUGUUCGAAUUUACUGUCGCUUUCCUUAGGACUUCGGUGCCUUCUCCCACUGUCUGUACUGUAUAUCCUGCAAAGGCAUCUCGAGUGUUUCACGAUGCCAUUAAAACUGGGGAGUUCUUUGACAUCACCUUCUACUUGUACAAUCGACGAUCAUAUGGCGGGAGAGUCAGCGAACGAAAAGCUCUUUUUGGGAGUAAACGUGCUUUGUUCAAUAUAACGGACAGCCUUGACCGUGUCAUAAUGGAAAAUAUCGUCGACGAAACCGACGACAGCUUCUCCCCCAACACAGAUGAAUAUGACUAUGGCGACGACAGCGAUUUGGAAGACGAUCCAGAGGAAGAUGACUGGUGCUCCAUAGAUCGUUCCAACUUGGACUCGCCGCGUCUUCAUAGAAUGGGACACGCUUGCGUUUUGAACCACGUUUCAUACAGAACGUGGAAAUGUUUACUUCUUUACCUUCACACGGGCCGUCUGUGCUUCUCGAUCCUGAACAGUGUCCGUGAAACCCGGAUACACGAAUCUGAUGACUUCCCUACCUGCUCCCCAAAAUCUAUGUACCGACUAGCUAAUAUGAUUAAUCACGAACGAAUAAAACAACUUUCCCUUGAAAACCUUCGAUCCCAGAUAUCUGUUGAAAAUGUCUACGAAGAAGUGUUCUCUGAUUUUACUUCGCGGUUUCCAGAUGUGUUCGAAAUGGAAAGGCAGAUCAUCCAUACAUUAUGGUUUGAUCCUGCGGCACACGAAACGAUACAGGAGCAGUUCGCGAAUGGGGAGCUCCAUCGUGGGCGAUCUGAAUUCAAGAUCAUCAUAGAUGGCAUUGGGCCAAGCCUUGUUGGAUGCCCUUCUCCUUCGAGUUCUUCGCCGCCCGAGAAUGGUCCUAUCGAAUGGGAUGCUCGUUCGUUGUAUAGAGAGUAUCAGUCACCAGUCGUUUCGAACAGCUCGAGGCCGGCUUGGAGGAGAAGUCUUUAAGUGUUUCGUUUAAACUAUUUAAUUUGAUUUGUCUAUUACGGAAGAUCCAUUCGCACCUUACGCAGUUCCUAAAUUAUUCUUAUACCCUGCAUUAUGUACAGUGUAUUACUUCUGUAUAACAUAUUCUUGGAAGCCGGAAAACCCGG